Molecule: messenger RNA, 1557 nt
Organism: Caenorhabditis elegans
Lineage: Eukaryota; Metazoa; Nematoda; Chromadorea; Rhabditida; Rhabditidae
Gene: ptp-5.3
Product: Tyrosine-protein phosphatase domain-containing protein
Exons: 5
Coding region: 30-1481 (483 amino acids)
Biological process (GO): dauer larval development
Cellular component (GO): plasma membrane; cytoplasm
Molecular function (GO): protein tyrosine phosphatase activity
Source: RefSeq, marked reviewed
UUCGAAUUUUUGAAACAACCGCCGGCAAAAUGAAUAAUAUACUCGGAAACAAAAAUACAAAAAGGUCGAAGAAGAAGGACGGAAAGUUUACGAGCAACACUGCUACUGAUCUUGUUGAGGCCCCAAAACCAGGUGGAGCAAAAGGAUCCAAAAAACCAAAACCAUCGAAAGGAAAUGACGACAGGGGACGCGGCGAACCGGAAAUGACUGCACAAUCCAAAAAAACCAAGAAAGCAAAAAAAGUGAGACAGAAGAGAGAUACAAAGGCACCGUCUCCUGCAAUGUCACCUCGAUCACGUGAAAUGCUGUCAGACAACAAAAAGACGACCGUUGAGGAUGAUCCAGCAGUUCCAAUAACAACAAGUGUCGCUGGAGCAGUCACUUCUACGAUUCCUGCUCUCAUGUCCACUGAAAACGCGUUUCAGCCACCCAAAGACCUUAUCUCGGGAAGAAAGCCAAAAGGUGCUCCGAACUUGUCUGGCAGCGUUCCACUUUCACACAAGAGCUCACUGACUGGAGGUGCAGAUAAGUGGGUUGGAGAAGCCGUGGCAAAGAAUUGGAUGGAUUCGAUCGACACAGCAGAGGUGAAAAAGGAAUACGAUAAACUGCAAUCACAGAAAAUCGAUGUGGAGAAGGACUGUAAAACCUGGAAAUCCAACCCAAAAUUUAACCAAUCGGAAGACUUUCCUGCCUUGGACUCCAAUCUCGUGAAACUUGGCAAAGACUAUGUGAACAUCAGUCUUGUAGAUGUUCCAUUGGGAAGAAAUGUUCAUCUCGGUCAAGCUCCGGUCACGAAUACGGAAGAAACAUUCUGGAAAGCUGUGUUCGACAAGCGAAUCACUCACAUUGAUCUACUCGUCGGCGAUGAAACCAUCGAAUUCUUCCCUAAAAAGGCAGAAGAUUAUACAAAUUAUGGUCAGAUGUGGAUCAAUAACCGCCGUGUCGAGUAUGUCAAUGACGAUGUGUACCGAUUUGCAAUUGAAGUAGUGCCCCACGGAUGCUCCAACUCGAUCAUCUGCAAUGUGACUGUUAUCAGCAAUUGGAAAGUGGACACUGUGCCUUUGAAACAAGCAAUCGCCAUCAAAGAGGCACUUGGUCUAAACUACUUCUUGCUGAAAGCACCCGCUGACGAGCAUGCGAUGAUCGUCUCACCACGUGGAGCUGGACGAGCUGGCUACUUUUUGGCACUUGCGGUUGCAGUCAACACAAUUGAUACAAAGCUUGCCGAACCAUGUAUUGCGGAUAUUGUCAAAUCGAUUCGCUCCCAGAGACCAAGAGCCGUGGAUUCAUUUUGUCAGUACUGCUCCCUGUACAUUUCGUUGCUCUACUUCAUCAAGAAGAAAGUGACAAAACCAGCAGAAGGGGAUAAAAAGCCAACACUGAGCAACAAAUACAUCUACAAGAAGUCGGUUGAGUUGACCAAGCAAUUCACCGUUCUCCUUCUCGAAGCGAGUCAGCAAAGUGUGAUGGGACCUGGAUAGUUCUUCUCCAUUUUGAAUAUGGAAAAGCAUUUGAAGUGAUCUGGGUUUGAAAAUGAAGAAUUUUAUAAACCCUGGA